This is a messenger RNA of Phymastichus coffea, 2322 nucleotides long. RefSeq lists its product as uncharacterized. The record is from RefSeq and is a predicted model, not a curated record. Bases 1 to 2322 code for a protein of 773 amino acids. NCBI's taxonomy places the organism in Eukaryota, Metazoa, Arthropoda, Insecta, Hymenoptera, Eulophidae. The transcript has 4 exons.
AUGCCUAGAAAAACUAUUCGGUCACAAGAAGAAGAGGAGGCUUUUCAGCAAAAUCGACGACAAGAAAGAGCAGAACGUCAGCGGUUUAGACGGCUACAAAGUCGACAUUUGAUUCAUGAAAACAAUAGGACUACACAGGAUUCGACACCAAUAAAUAUACAGAAUAAUACUAGACCGGAUUAUUUAGGAAAAUUGGAAAAUUCAUGUCAGCAUUGUCAUGCAUUACAUUUUAAAGAUGAGAUGGUAAGUGGUAAAGGAUUGUCAUUUAAUGACUGUUGUGGCCAUGGAUCAGUUUUUUUAGAUCCAUUAUUGGAAUUUCCUGAAGAACUUAAGUUAUUAUUAAAAGGAGAACACCGUCAAUCUGUUCUAUUUUUUGAACGCAUAAGAGCGUACAAUAAUUCAUUAUCUUUUGCGUCCUUCAAUGCUAACUUGGUUAAUUUUCAAUCACGUCGACCAGGUCCAUAUUGUUUUAAAAUUCAAGGACAAGUAUAUUAUCAAAUCAAUACAUCAUUAUAUCCGUGUUAUGAUGAAAAUCCAUCCUAUGGUCAGCUUUUUAUUAUUGAUCAAGAGGAAGCAAUAAAUUAUCGAAUGAACACAUUUUCAAAUUUAAAUCAAGAUCUUAACAUAAUCUUAGAUACAAUAAUUCGGGAAAAUAAUGUUUUCGCACAAUCGUAUCAUAUGAUGAGACAAAAAAUUGUAUAUCAGCAAGAAUUGUUUAAUGAAACUGAUCAGCCUCAACCGGAAUUACAAUUACUUUUUUCUUUGAAACCAGGGCAAGACAGGAGAAGAUAUAACUUUCAAAGAAUUAAUGAAGUAGCUGCUAUAUUUGCUACGACAGCUGAUGGAGAGAUUCCAGAAUCGUAUGUAACUAUUAGAAAUAAAAAUACGAAAUCAUUACAAUGUGUUAGUACAAUGGAUCCAAAAGUUGAGCCGUGGAUAUAUCCAUUAUUUUAUCCGUAUGGUCGAAGAUUGUUCCAACAAUGGGUUGUUGAUAGUUACGUGAAAAUUGAAAAAGACCGUAUUCAAUACUGUAAAGAUCACCAACAAGAAUUGCGAUCAGAUACAUAUAAAGGUUUGAGUGAUUAUAUGCAAAACUCUGCUAAUAACGUGAAUGGUCGAGUUGGUAAAUCUGUCAUUCUUCCAUCUACUUUUAUAGGUUCACCACGUUAUAUGCAACAAUGUUAUCAAGACUCAAUGGCUUUGGUAAAUGAAAAAGAAAAACCUAAUAUUUUUCUGACUAUGACGUGUAAUCCUAAUUGGGUUGAAAUACAAGAAAAUCUUUUACCUGGUCAACAAGCAUUUAUAAAGAAAAAAUUAUUUGGUGAAGUGACAGCUUAUGUAUAUGUCAUUGAAUUUCAAAAACGAGGUUUACCGCACAUGCAUUUACUAAUAACGUUAUCAGGAGGAUAUAAAUGGACUACUGCUGAAAUUAUAGACAAAUUUAUUUCUGCAGAAAUUCCUAAUAAAACAGACAAUUCGCAUCUGCACAAUCUUGUAAUAAAUCACAUGACACACGGACCCUGUGGUGACUGGUGCAUGAAAGAUGGAGAAUGCUCAAAACAUUUUCCAAAACAAUUUCAAAACGAAACAACCAUGAAUGAAAAUGGUUAUCCGCACUAUCAAAGACGAAACGAUGGCAUAACUGUUGAUAAAACAAACGAUCACGUAGUAGAUAAUCGUUGGGUAGUACCGUACUGUCCAAUAUUAUUGAAAUUAUUUGAUUGCCAUAUUAAUAUCAAGCAUUUGUGCCGUGCUGUAAAUUUUGAGCAUUUAAGAACAGUUGAUAACGUCAUACAUCCAACUUUCAUUGCAGCUUGCUUAGCUUUAGGUUUAAUUGAAAACGAUGAUGAAUGGAAUACAGCUAUGAAUGAAGGAGUGCAAUGGAUGAUGCCGCAAAGACUUCGUUUCUUAUUCGUUCGAAUUUUAAUACAUUGUCAGCCUGUUAAACCAGAAGAAUUAUGGACAAAUUUUCAAGAUGCAUUAUCAGAAGAUUUUUCUAGAACAUGGGAAAAAGAUAUCGCUUAUCAAAUAGCAUAUCAAGAUAUUAAUAGUAUAUUAAACAAUGAAGGUAAAAGUUUAAACGAUUUACCUUCAAUGCCACCACUAUUGCCAAUUAAUAUUCUUCACGUUCAAGAGAAUAUCUCAUUACAAGAAAUGGCUGAUAGAGGCAAUCAGAAAUAUAAUAAUUUAAAUCCUUCGCAAAAAGAGAUAGUUGAUUUAGUUAUCAAUGCUGUAGACAAUGAAAAUUAUAGUGGACCUACUUGUAUUUUUAUGGAGGGACCAGGAGGAUCAGGAAAAAUAUAUGUUUAUGAAACAAUGUAA